UAAUUGAUGAAUUGUUUCUUCAGUCUGGACUAGUGGACGGUCACGUACGUACGCUGACAGUGUUCACAAAUUCUUCAUAACAACUUCACUUCUGCGGGAGUAUGUUGAACAAACCGGCUUUACCAAUUUAUCAGUCUUGAGUACACUAUCUGGAUAAGCCAAUGUCGGAUUACUAUGGAUUUUUUGUCGUCGUUGGCGCAGUGUGGGGAAAUCGAUUUUGUUCACUGGGGGUCAUUGUGGGAAAUGAUGCCAACCGUGGCAGACCUUGGUUAGCAACGGGACCGGCCAUUUUGAAGCCAAAUUGACAAUCGACCAAGUUUGAAGUUCGUAUUUACACUGCUGUUGCUCACCUUAAUGCUCAACGUUUGAAACCAUGCCGCUGACUUACAAUUUUGCUGCGUUGCAAGAACUCCUUUGGAAUAAUGUUUUUUUGUGUUUUUUUUUGAGGGAAUGACCCGUGAAAUAUGAACGUUAGCAACCGGCAUAGGCUCCGGCCUAGGCCUAAUUACGACUCGGACUCGCCGUCGUCCUUAAAGGAUGGCACCGGGUUCCUUGCCGACACGCCGGGGGGUUCCAGUUCGGCAACUUCGGUGUCAAGCGACCGUCGGGACGCAUUCGUAAAGAAAAGAUACAACUCACACUCUGGACUUUCAUAUGAUUCAAGCCGACUGAACUCAGCCCCGGAUUCCUUGGCUGAUGACUGGGACCUUGAAGACGGAGGCUUGGAGCAAGUGAAUGUUGUUGCAAGGGUGCGACCACUCAGUGAGGCAGAGAUAAAACGAGGGGACAAGGACUGCGUCAAAAUCCAGCACAAUUCAUCCUCAAUCACACUGGGCAGCACAGAGAAGAGUAAAACCUUCACAUUCAACUCCGUCUUUAACAGCCGCACCAGCCAGCGAGAGGUGCUGGAGAAAUGUGGCAUCAAGCAGAUGAUAGAGAUGGCUGUGGACGGCUACUCCUGCACCACGUUUGCCUAUGGGCAGACUGGAUCGGGCAAGACGUACACGAUAACUGGGCCCAUCAGUCAGGACUCACUUAUGCCUCCACAGGACAAAUACGGUCUGAUCCAGCGCUCCUUCAUUCAUCUCUUUGAUGUCCUGGGUCAGAGGUCAGGCCCCAACAUCACCUUCACCCUCAGCGCCUCCUAUUUGGAAAUAUACAAUGAGCAGGUGAAAGAUUUGCUGAAUCCAGGGAGGGAAUCCUUGCCCGUCCGGUGGUCCAAAGAUAAAGGUUUCUAUGUGGAGAACCUAUUUGUUGUGGAUUGUGAGACCCUGGAUGAUCUGUUAGGUGUUUUGGAAGAAGGGAUGGGGCAGAGACAAAUAGCAACAAAUAACAUCAAUGAAUAUUCCAGUAGAAGCCACACGAUCGUAUCUUUGCAGAUUGAUAGUGAGAUGCCGGAUCCAGAGGAGGAAAGUCUGUACAUCACCAAGCAUGGCCGGCUGAGCUUUGUGGACCUGGCUGGCAGUGAGAAGGUCAAAGAACUAGGGAAUUCAGGCGAGCUACUCACCGAGACUACCAACAUCAACAAGAGCCUGUUGACACUUGGAAACUGUAUAUCGUCACUGAGCGAUAACAGGAAGAGGUCGGGGCAUAUACCAUACAGGGACAGCAAACUCACCAAGUUGCUUGCUGACAGCUUAGGGGGUAGUGGUGUCACGCUUAUGAUUGCAUGCAUCACACCUUCCUCAUACUGCUUAUCAGAAUCGUUAAGCACUCUGCGCUACGCCAACCGUGCCAAAAGAAUUAAAAACAAGCCCGUUGUCAGAAUGGAUCCAAGAGAGAGGCUUAUCCUGAGCCUCAAACGAGAGGUCAAACUCCUGCGCAACGAGAACCUGUACCUAAGGCAGCGCCUGGAGUUCCCCAAAUCAGUCAAACCGAGUGUGAGGCGGAACGACACUGAAGAGAGCCUGUCCAUCUCCAGCUUCUCUGAGGACUUGUCGUCCGGUGACAGGACUCCAAUCCCUGGUGACUUCGACCGGAGCAAAGGAACGUCGGACACCUCCCUGAAGACGGAGGACAAGAGGAAUUUGAAGAGGCGGGAGACCAACAGCAGCAUGCUGUCUGCGUUCACGCCCAAGUCUGCUGCAGACAGCAGCCUGUAUGAGAUGCUGCAGGAGUACAUGGUGGAGAACGAGAAGCUGCGAUCGGAGAACUCUGACCUGCACAACGUCAGGCAGAGGGCCAUGACGGAGCACGAGCACCUGUCCAAAGAGAACGACAAGCUGCUGACCAAGCUGGAUCAGCUGGAAAGAGUCUUUGCUGCAUCCCCAAUCUCCAUGAGCCGGACAGUCUCCGGCAUCUCCUCCUCUCCUUUCUCUGGGCAGCAGCACAAGCGGAGCCUGUCCCAGCACUCCUCUGGCAGCACCCCAUCUUCACAGGGACAGCAUGCUGGCCAACUCCCCCCAGUUGACAGUAAGAGGGGAGUCCCCAACGGCUACCGGGACUCAAAGCCUCACCCCUACGGCAGCCCCGGUCAGCACCAGCAGCCCUCUCCGCCCCACCAGUAUCGGUCCCAGCCCGCCCCUGUCCAUCAGCCACCGCCGAUGCACACAAGCUUUCCCGGGAGUCUGAAUGCGGCCGAUGGUAGUGGGUUUGACACCGGUGGUCACAGGUCGCACAAAGCGCAGCACAGCUACCCGCCCACUCAAAGGGGAUCUGUCCGGCAAAAUGAUCCUGGGAGUGCCCCAGACACCAGCCUCAGCUUCCCGCCCCACAAGACCUACCACAGCCAGUCCUCCCUCAACUCCAUGCACUCCUUGCCAGAGGAAGCCUCCCCCAGGGGCUUGCCAAACCCGAGAGUGGACCCCCAGGCCACCAGGAACAGCAGGGAUGCACCCGCAACUGGUGAGUCAUCUCAGGGCAAGCUCCAGCACAAGGUGGACAUCUACAUCCCUUCCAUACCCUCUACCUCAAAGGAAGCAAACAGAGAUCGAAUACCAAAGAAGGAUCCCGACAGCCCCCGUUGGGACAGCAGCCACAAUGUCAAUGUCCACGCCAUGCAGGAGCGGACAGCCAAUAACAGGCCCAAGAACCACCCAAGGAAACCGCCCAGCAAGCCUCAGGGCACGGCCACCUCCUCCCAGGCCCCCGCUGUUGGCUACAGCAACCGGAGCAAGAAGAAUGCCGCCUUGCUGCAGGGGAAGGAUGGAAGCAAGCCCUCGCCCAAGAUGCAGCGAAGGGACAAUGCAGAGCCUGCCAGCACUGAGCAGAAUCUGGACACCCUUCCCCAUACCCCUGCUGUCACACCACCCCCGGUCAAGUACAAGCCCAAGGGCACCAGCGACCUCUUAGCGGCUACGUCCGGGGACCUUUCCAAGCCACCCCCUGACCCAGAAUCCCUUCUGGAAAUUAACGAGAAGCUGAGGCAAGAGCUGCUAGACUUGGACGGGGAGAUCCAGUACAUGAAAUACGUCAACAAGGCAAAGGGCAACACCACACAGGCCCCCAAGGCAACCAAGGGGAAGAAGAGGUAACAUCUGCUGGGAUGGAUGCCGAGGGUAUCAGGCCCAAACCGCGAUCCCGUCCAAAGUGUGCUUGGCAUUUCAUACAACAAGUGGGCGCAACCAACGUCUGCCCAAGUAUGGGCAAGAUCUGAAGCAGUUGGCAGCCUGUCCUGUUGUUGCUGUGUGUGGUCAGCACACAGGAAUGAUCACGCCAGACUGCAGAUGGUGCCGACAUACAUUAGGUUCGACUGCUCUAAAAUGCCGUUCAUCACGUGGCCUUCCGCGUACUAUCAUGCAAGCAGUCCCCACCACUGGUUGCAUAUAGAUUCAUUACAAACAGUGCAAGGUGAUGAAAUCCUUUGACACUUCUGAAAUACAGGUGCAUAGCCAAUAGCAUUGUUCAAAGGGCAGUAGCACUGUUUGUAUUACCCCCACACCUAAACUGCCUCUCAGGGUGACCCAUACAUGUAAGAAGUACUAAUGAUACAAGCAGUGUGGAUCCUGUCCACCUGCAGAAUUUAGGACUUCUCCAGACCCAUCUCCUUACUUGGAUUUGGGAUGGAACCAGGAUUCCUGCCUUUGUUGCUGUUAAUAAGCAAAAGAAAUUAAGAAGUAAACUGAGAUAGUCCUUCACAUACAAAUGUAUGCGUUCAGUGCCGUUUCAGCCGUUAAAUUGUUUGUCGUGCAAUACAUAUUUCUACACUCUACCCAACCGCUGUGAGAUUGUGUUCAGAUAUUUAUUACCAUUAAGUACAAAGGAUACUCAGUGAGCCAUGUGUGUAGCAUGGAACUUUUGUUCUGUAGGACCCGAUUAUCCAAAUAUCUAAACUUUAAUGGAUCCGGAAUUCUAAAAGCGUGUGAGGAGCGAAAUGCUAGUUUGUGAACCCUGUGGUAUGGAAAUUGAAAGCCUGAGUUAGGAGCAUGUUCAAACAAUCGUUGAAGGAUAUGGAAAGGCUUUUUUAAAAAACAAAUUGAUUUUCAAGCAUACUUGCCAUAGCAUGUUAGUGCCCAAGCAGCAUACAGUGUGAUAAGUGAUAUUACAUUCUGUGCUGAAAUUUCCGUCAUUACUUGUAAGCACUGCUCUUAAAAGCUUGUGCUGGGCACUGAUGACCAGUGGAACUGAAAAAUUGCAGGACUCUCUCAAAUCUCUGUUUUUUUCUCCAUCUCGAGAGCUCUGCACUUCUACUCGGUUCAUAAAAACUCUGGCUCAAUGUGGCUGGAGUUGACAUUUCACUAAACUGUUUGAUGUAAAGCCAAAGAUGAAAAUCCUUUGUCCUGACUUAUGAGACCUGGCUGAAGUCAGAGAGGCAGGUAAAUCCAGAUAUGCAGCCUUGCUUGGAAAACAGGCCCUCGAUACUGCUAAAGUUGAAGGUAUCUGCACUUUAUACUCAUUGAUGGAUUCGGGGUUGGGGGGGUAAUGGAAGCCAGGCUCUUUCCUCCUCAUAAAAAUGUGGUCCUAGAUCUACCCUUGUCUGCACCAGAUCUCAUCUGUGACCACUCAAAUGACUGGCACGAGUGAAUGUUGAUGGUAGUGCACCGGGACUGUCCAGUGGUGGUGCGUUGCUGCUGAAUAUGUAUGAGACACGUGCAUCUUGAAAUGAUGUAUUUAGGGUGUAUACCUGGAUUCUUGCUCUGCCCAUGUGUAUAUAUGUACAUACGCCAUAAUACCAUUUUAUGUUUAAAUGUUUGUGAAUAGAUUUCAAACUGUACAGUGUAAUAAAUACUUUUGAAAUGUUUAUUUUGCUUUUCUUUUGCACCUUUGCCAAUGGCAGAAGUUGUAAACUUUGCCAAGGUUUAAUAUCUUCCUUUUCUGUUUGAUUAUACCAAGUCUGUGACGUUCCCCUACCUAAAGCAAAAGACCAAACUGAAUGUGCCUACCUUGGGGAAGAGGUGAAUUUUUGGUUUGUUUUCAUCAAAAUCUCGGCUUUGUUUCAAAUGUUGACUUCACCCCAUGCUUCACAUUCACCUUCAAAUGUUCACUGUUAAUACUAGCUUUGAGUCACAGUAACUCCAAAAAAAAAA
Molecule: messenger RNA, 5465 nt
Organism: Acanthaster planci (crown-of-thorns starfish)
Lineage: Eukaryota; Metazoa; Echinodermata; Asteroidea; Valvatida; Acanthasteridae
Biological process (GO): spindle elongation; microtubule-based movement; mitotic spindle organization
Cellular component (GO): microtubule associated complex
Molecular function (GO): ATP binding; microtubule motor activity; microtubule binding
Source: RefSeq, a predicted model, not a curated record